AUGGGAAGGGCUAGGCUCCGAGAAAGCGAGAAAGACGCAGGCUAUUGCCACCUCUUCGUCGAAAAUCUGGAAGGAGCGGCUCUCAAAUGGUUCUCUCGUCUUAGGCGAAACUCCAUCCGAAGUUUCCGCCAGCUUGCAUCAGCGUUUCUCAAGCAAUAUUCUAUGAUCAUAGAUAGAGAAACGUCUGACGUGGACCUCUGGAGCCUCUCCCAGGGAGAAGACGAGCCUCUCCGCGAUUUCAUGAGCAUAUUCAAGAUUGUCAUGUCAAGGCCACGGACGAUCCAAGACGCUCUCCACAAGGCAACAGACUACAUCAUGAUCGAGGAGGAGACGAAAGUUUUGUCACAAAAGCAUAAGCCGACGAAAGGCUCCUCAAAGGACGUAGAUCAAAAACCCAGAAAGAAGAACCCUCGUAACGACAAGUAUGUCCAUCACAAGGGAGAAGAGCUUCAAGGGGCGCAUAACUAUGCGAUCAACCCCGAGCAGGGCAGAACUUCGGGGAACACAUGGACCCGCAACCCUGGGUAUGACGAGAACACCUUCUGCGAGUUCCACCAGACCCGAGGACACUCAACCACCAACUGCAAAGUCCUGGGAGCGAGACUGGCCGCAAAACUGCUUGCCGGAGAACUCUCCGAGGUAACCAGCGUGAAAGACCUUGUCCGUGAUUCCAACCGUCCUCCAAAGACUGAUAAAAAUCCGCCCGUGGAAAAUUCUCCUCAAAAGAACCAGUCGGGAGAUAAACGCGGAAGAAGACAUGACAAAAAAGGAAACGACAGCAAUCGUCGCAGAGUCAACAUGAUUAUCGGAGGAUCACAGUAUUGCAACGAUACGAACAACUCGAUAACUUUCGAGGAGGAAGAGGCCGGCGGAAUCGAUCAGCCGCAUUGUGAUCCGCUCGUCAUAGAUCUCGUCAUACAAGAUCUAGAGGUCGCAAGAGUUCUCAUCGAUACGGGGAGCACGGUCAACGUUAUCUUCCGCGAUACUCUCAAGAGGAUGAACGUUGAACUCGGAAAAAUUGUACCAACGCCAAAACCGUUGACAUGCUUCUCAGGGGAGACGUCAAUGACUCACGGAUCGAUCCAGCCGCCAGUCAUGGACAAGGAAGUCACAAAUAUCAUCGACUUCGCGAUGGUCGCCCAUCCCGCCAUCUAUAACGUGAUCAUGGGAACUCCAUGGAUAAACGACAUGAAAGCCUUCCCAUCUACAUAUCACUUGGGAGUCAAAUUCCCAACCCAAAACAGAAUCGCAGCCAUCUGGGGUUGUCAGAAGCAAUCACGACUUUGCUUCCUUGCGGAACAUAAGCUAAGACAAGCUACGACUACCGAAAUGACAAAACGCAAGCGCACGAAGAUAACUCAGCCUUCAGCUGAAAACACUUCGACGAAAGACGACUUACCAUCGUCUGCUGAAGAAACCAGCUAG
Messenger RNA from Brassica oleracea var. oleracea, 1425 nucleotides. RefSeq lists its product as uncharacterized. The transcript is spliced from 3 exons. Lineage: Eukaryota; Viridiplantae; Streptophyta; Magnoliopsida; Brassicales; Brassicaceae. Bases 1 to 1425 code for a protein of 474 amino acids. The record is from RefSeq and is a predicted model, not a curated record.